AUGGCAGGGAGGGUUGCGCAGGCACGUGUUCAGAACAAAGUCCCGCGCUAUGUGGGCACCAUUAAUGCUUCCAGCCGGACAGCCAGAAUCUCCUUGGUGUCGGUGCUUCGGGACCACCCCUUAGCAGCUCUCCGUCAUGCCGAUAAUAUGGUGGCCAUCUCGUCGGCGCGCUUCACCCCACGGCCUCUGGUGAUUCAAGGUCCCGGAGCUGGUGCUGCGGUGACUGCCUUCGGAAUGCUCUCGGAUAUGUUCCGACUCAAGCGAUCCGGGUCUGCGUCACGAUGCCCUGCGCAAGAAAAGGUCCAAGUCUCUUCAGUGGAUGCCUUCCAGGGAUGCCAAAAGGACAUCAUCAUUCUCAGCCUCGUCCGGGCCAAUCCACGUGGUGAUGUUGGGUUUGUGUCGGACUGGCGUCGACUGAACGUUGCCUUCACGCGGUCGAGGAAGCUUUGUCUCAUCCUGGCACACUUGCCCACGUGGCUGAGUACAGAGAGUGCUCUCUUGAGGGACUGGAUCGGCUUUCACCCGGCCGAUGUUGCAGAGGUCAAGUCAUUUCAGAAGAGCGGCCGCUCUGUUGGUCUAGGAGCUCUGCCUUCUGACCUGGAAACCCAGGUCGACAUGUUGAGGGAGGAGUUUGCCAAAAAUCGUCCAGCAGCAGCCAAGCUUCCGCGUGUGUCAGUGGCUGCAAGGGGAGGUGGCACGGAUGCAGCCACAGUGAAAAGAAAGAAUCUGGAAGCCGGGCGAGCGCUGUCAGAAGCGAUCAGCAAAGUUGAUGAAAGCCUCCUCGAGGCAGCCCUCAACAAGGCCAUUGAUGCUGGCAUCCAGAACAGCACCGUAGAAGAAGCGGAGGAUAUGCUUCGGCGCAUUGUCUCCCUGCGAGAGCUAAACGUGGCUGCUAGCGGGGAUGACGAGUCGGUUCUGCAGGCCGCCAUCUUUUUGGCGAGACAAUCUGGAGUAAGCGAGGCUGACAUCUCGCAGGCAGAGGAAAGCUUCAACUUGAACCUCAAGGCCGCCCUGGAAGAGCGCCUCAGCGUAGAGCGCAAAGAGAAAGCCUUUGCCCGGCUCCGCGAGGCUAUGGGUGGGCGAAACAUCAGUGCUUUGAAAAGCGCCAUUGCACAAGCUCGUGCAGAGGAGGCUGCUGAACAUGACCUGCAGGCUGCCGAGGCUGCGCUCACGAGGCUGUUGCAGGAAGAAGCUGCCAGGAAAGCUCCUGUGCCAGUCGAGCCGGAGCCAGCAGCCUACGAAGAGCCGAUGGAGCCCAAGGAGGAAAAAGCGGAGCCGAUGGAAACGGAACAAGAUGUCCCGGUAGCAGUGAAGCGCGAAGCGCCACCAGCCGCCAAAGCGGAGGAUCUGCCGACAGGAAAGCCUGUUCCGAAGGUGCCCGGCAUGAAGCGCAUGCAACUUCGAGUGCUUGACAAAGUUGGCUGUGGCAUGACAUUGCAGACAACGAAGUGGGGCAUGGUCGUCGAGGAGGUGGAAGCCAAGCCCGGACAGCCACUUCUGAAGGUGGGUGACUGCAUUGUCGAGGUAGACAAGCUUUCCCUUGUGGGGCUUCCAGAGGAUGUCUGUGAGGACACCUUCGGCACAGCCUUUCGGCAUGGUGUUUGGCUUUCUGCUGUCUCCGGUGUUGAGGCCGGCAUUAAUCGGGAAGACCUUGAUGCGGCAGAGUAUGCUUAUGACAAGUACUUCAGCAUGUAUGCGCUGGCAGAGGCCCACGAUGAAGUAUCUUUGCGUGUGGCCAUCAUGGAGGCACGAGCUGCUGGUGUUGAAGGGGCUUUAAUCGCAGAGGCGGACAUGCGUUUGAGGACCCUUGCUGCAGAAAGGGAACUCGCAGAUGCUGGCGAUAACGGCAGUUUCUUUGUAUCUGCCAUGUCAUCCAAAGCUGCCUUGCUCCAUGACUUGGAGAAGAAGCGUCAGGAGCGAGAGAGGCAACGCCAGCAGAACGCGGAGGAGACGGCUAAGGAGAGCCACCGGACAGAGGGCGCCGCACGAAUUCAGUGCUUCGUCCGGGGAUUCCUGGCAAGACGCAGUUGGGCAGAGGCCGAAUGGAAAAGUCUUCGGAAGCAGGUUCAAGAUCUUGGCGCUCUCGCGACUUCGCUGCGGCAGCAGGGAAAGCAGUUCCUUGCGCCAGCGGAGUUGCUGCUGACGUUUUUGCGCCGGUCGUGCUGGCAGGUCCGAAAAUGCAGCACAUCAAGGAGUUCAGAUGAGCUGGCCGAGGUGCUUCAGACUUUGUCCUCGCUGGCAAUUGACGGCUUGCGGGCUUCUUCAAACGGUGCGCAAAAGAGCGUUUGUUCUCUGUUAUGCGCCGAUGCCCGACCACUGCAUGUGCCAGAUCCAAAUCGGACCGUCGUCAACUUCUGCCACGCUCUGCUUGUGAUCGCAAUUGCACCAGUUCGUGGACAUUCGCAAAUCCUGUCGACUGCGGCUUCGGCCUGUGUGGCAAAUCUGGCCGAAAUCUUGAACCUGCACAGCUGGGCAGGCGGCUCUGAGAUGGGUGCGCCAUUGGUUCGGAGGAUUUCUGGCCUGCUGCUGCGAACCUGCGUCUAUUCCGCUAUGCUUCAACACUGGCGCGGUUGUGCACUGGCUGCCGCCGGCUGCUGGGGCAGCGGCGGCACACCUCCGGAGAAACUGCAGAACCUGGUUGGUGCGGCAGCUGCACUUCUGCGGCUCGCCCUGCAGGAGGCCACGUUCGAGGUCGCUGCCGAACUCCUAGAAGCGCUGCUCUCCGUCCCGCGCUUGGGAGCACCGCUGGCGAGAUGCCUUCCCAGGGCCGAGGAGCAAGCAUGGUCUUCAGCUUUGCUUCGACUUCUGUCACGGUUCAAGAAUCAUCGCGGAAAUGAGCGCCAAGGUUCUGCCAAAGCCAUGGAGCAGGAGUACGCGAUGUCAUAUGCUGCAGGCAAUCUCUUCGAGCUGCAUGCAGCCUUGACGUUGCCGUUGCCAGAACUUCUCAGGGUCCAAGCAUACCUGCUGGAGAGAGCGGUCGAGGUCUCAAUGCUUGCUGGAGCACCAGCACUAGUCCAAGACGAGCCGGUGACCGUCAAGGAGCUGCGGCGACAGCUGCAGCAUGUGGCUGAGCCUGGAGCGAUAGCCCAGUGGUGGAGCAGAGUUCUCAUGCUGAAGUAUGUGCCAAAGGAGGCCUUUUUGGGACCGGUGCGACUCCGUGGGUACCAACGGCACUGCCUGGCCGUGGCACAUCACAAAGUGUGCCCGCUUGCGGUGGACAGCCUUGCACACCUUUACAGCACCUUGCUGGGCAAAGCUCGUGCAGCCUCGAAGUCGGGGCUAAACUACCAAGUCUUUGAAACGAUUGCCAAUGCCAUUGCCUACAUGGAGGGUGGCGAUGUGACCAAGGCGCUGUGGCGGCGAAUUCAAAGCACUCUGACCGCGGAUGCAAUGCGCCCCGGUCAACUCAGCGAACAUCUGGGUCCCAAUGUCUUCCACCUCAUUCACCUACACGCCGUGCUGUUGUCGCAGAGUCUGGGCAUCAUGACCUACGACGAGCUUCGAAGUGCAGACUCUCCACUUUGUAAGCAUGACAUCGGCAUGUACGUGAGCAAGGUGACGUCGGUCACCUCUUGGCUCGCAUGGAGCGGUGCAGAGUCAUCAGGGGCCGCAGGCCUUCCGAUUCGAGAGGAGCUUCUGGAGGCCGCCGGAUGCGUCUUGGGACAGCUCUGGGCGCUCUGCCGUCGCGGGGAGAAGCCGCUUCCUGCGAGCUGCUGGCAUGCUCCAGACCCGGUCACAGAGGGCUUCAAGGCGGUUGUCAAGGAGAUCACAGACUCAGUUCAGCUCGCUCAGCCCGUUCAGCUGACGGUCGGUGCUGAUCGCCUUCUCCGCCACCUACCGCAGGCCAUACCGUUCGAGCUCCGCGUCGCACUCCUCCGUGCCCGAGUCCAGAUGGCUCGUGAGGCUGGGCUGGGCCGGCCCGUGGUGAAGCUGACCGUCCGCCGCACCCACCUCUUUGAGGACGGCCUCACGUCCUUGAUGCUGAAGGAGGCUGACUGGCGAGCGCGGUUCCAGGUGGUCUUCGUGAGCGCUUCAGGUAGACCGGAGCAGGGACAGGAUGCCGGCGGCCUCUUCAAGGAGUUCUGGGAGAAGCUUGCGGAGACAGCCUUCAACCCCGAGUAUGGGCUCUUUCGCAUCACGGAUGAGCGGCUCCUGUUCCCAAACCCAGAUGCGUGGAAAUACCAUGAGAACGUCGAGACGCUCUUCGAGUUCUUGGGCCUCGUGAUUGGCAAGGCUAUCUUUGAAGGAAUUGUCGUGGAGCCUUCAUUUGCACCUUUCUUCCUUGCCAAGAUUCUUGGCAAACACAACUCGUACUACGACCUCCAAUCUUUGGACCCGGCACUCUUCGGAAAUCUGCAGCAGCUGAAAGUCUACAGUGGUGACGUGGCAGAUCUGUGCCUGAACUUUGUUGCCACUGGCAGUGAUGGCGAGGAGAUUCCGUUGCUGCCCGGGGGAAACGGCAAGGAAGUAUCGGUCACAGCCGAGAACAGGGUGCGCUACAUUUACUUGCUCAGCGACUACAAGCUGAAUCGAGAGCUACAGAAUGCAUCCACGGCCUUCUUGAGUGGCUUUCGGCGACUGAUCGACGAGCGAUGGCUGCGGAUGUUCAGUGAGGAUGAGCUGCAGCAGGUGAUCAGCGGCUCCAGCAGCGGCUCCCUGAAUGUGGAUGACCUGCAACGACAUACGCAGCUGUCCAACUGCAAUGGUUCUCGCGACCGCUUGGUGCUGGAUUUCUUCACGGCUGUGAAAGCAAUGAGUCCGCAGCACCAGACGAAGCUGCUGCGGUUCGUCACUUCUUGCUCCCGGGCGCCUUUGUUGGGCUUUUCCCAUCUCCAGCCGCCAUUCACCUUGCACAAGGUUCCCUCGAUGGGAAGGCUCAAUUGGCUGCUGCUUUGUGCAGUGUGCCUGGUGGAAGGGAUGGACAUGGUCUUCAAUGGCCUUUGCCUUGGCAUGGUGCUGCCAGUGGUGCAGUCUCAGAUUGCGACGCAUGUGCGGCCAGAGUUUAUGGGCAGUUACUUUGGCCUCCUCACUGCAUCAAUGGGGCUUGGGAAGAUUAUCGCCCUCGCGAUUGCGGCGCCCUUGGCCGAGGCAUUUCAGAUGUUCUUCCACUCGCCAUCAGCCGCCACUCCUCCACACAAGGUUGACCUGCUGGAGGUUGUGGGCACAAUGUUCGGUGGACCUUUGGGUGGAUACAUCGGUGACCGGCUUGAGAGGAUUGCACGGAGGCCGAUUCCGGCAAGUGCCAGCUUCGAUCCCCAGGCAUCUGUCAUGGCCUGGGAGUACAGUCUCGAGUCUCUCAGUGGUCAAACGAUCGGGCCGCUCAGCGUCUCCUUGCUUGCGACCCACGUCCUGAAGUACAAAACUCAGGAGAUGGCGAUUGCAGACAUGCCCUCUGCCGACAGGAUUGCCAAUGCUACCGCGCUUGGCAAGGGGCUGCAGUUCCUCGGUACAUGGUGGCUCACUAAGGACCUAUCUGCUCAGGACGGUGAAGGAGAGACGAUUCUCGCCAAGCAGAAGACGACGGUGCCAAAGAUCUACGCGGUGUUAGUUGCAGCGCUGGAGCUCGCGGGUGUGGUGCAAGAGGAAGACGAGGCCACAUAUCGGGCAGCAUACGACGAGGCACAGCAAGCUGGCGUGGACCCUCGUCGACUCUCAGAGGCAGAAGAAAUCCUGAGCCGCCUCAGCCUGCCGCAUCUUUCGCAGGCUGCCGGUGCGGCGCCUGAGCCUGACAGUUUCGACUUCCUCCAGAUGAGCGCAGCCGGCGCAGAAGGGGUCGCAAGCGAAGCGACCGAGGGCAAGCCCGUCUUCCCGCCCAUGCCACCUUCCGCACCAGUCAUUGUCGCUGUAUCCGAGUCUGAAGCAAAGCGCAGAAAAGCAGAGCUGGGCGAUGCAGGAGAGGUCAAAGACGAAGCGGCUGCGGAGGGCGGCGUAGAAGCUCUCCGCAAAUGGUCGCUCCGGAUGAUUGAAGUCUCGCUUCUUCAAUGUCGAAAGCGCAAGGCGGUGGAGAUGGAAGACUUUGAUCUGGCACACCGCUUGAAGCAGCGGGAGCCUGCCGCCACCUUGCGGCUUACCGCCGCUCGGCAAUCGUGCCUGGCUUGCAAGGAUGCGCCGGCCGCUAGCGAAGAGGCCGACACAGAAGAGCGGAAGAGACUGAGGAAUCAGGAGGAGGAGGAACUACAGACGGUCAAGCGCCAGAAACAGGAGGCCGUUGAGCUGGAGGACUAUGCUCGUGCAAGUGAGCUGAGGAGACGGGAGCUGGAGCUUGAACGACGAAAGCGGGGUGAUGACUCGCAGGCUGCAGCUGCAGCCUUGCAGAUGCUAGGAGACUCUCCCCCAGAGGUGCUGAUCCACCACUUCGAUCCCGGUGUGGCGGAGUGCGCUCAGGGCGCUGGGUCCGAGGUUUGGGAGGCAGUGUCCGCCGACCUCCAGGCAGCUGCGGCUGUGUGA
This is a messenger RNA of Symbiodinium necroappetens, 6447 nucleotides long. The record is from the annotation of a GenBank genome assembly. NCBI's taxonomy places the organism in Eukaryota, Dinophyceae, Suessiales, Symbiodiniaceae.